This is a messenger RNA of Fonsecaea nubica, 1470 nucleotides long. RefSeq lists its product as hypothetical. Lineage: Eukaryota; Fungi; Ascomycota; Eurotiomycetes; Chaetothyriales; Herpotrichiellaceae. Bases 1 to 1470 code for a protein of 489 amino acids. The transcript has a single exon. The record is from RefSeq and is a predicted model, not a curated record.
AUGCCUGGCGAGGAGACCAUCUUGGAAGGACCCGUGACGCCGGCCCCAGUAUUCGCCUACCGCGCCAUUCGAAGCGUCUUCUUCGCCUCACCCGACUCCUCGCCCGACUCUUCGCCCGAGCAUGGCGGCAAAGAAAAUCUCGUGCCUUCGUACUCCUCAUCGCCAUCACCGAAGCCAAAGCCUCUCGCAGAGCUCCAAUUGUCACCGUCACAGAAGCGAAAGAGGGGAAGCAACACCACAGGUGCGGGUAACAUCCUUUCGCCUACAAAGGGCAUCCUGCGGACGCCGGGACUGGCGACGCCGAGAGCAAAAUAUCUGAAGGACAUCAAUGUCAAAUUCAAGAGUGUCAGCCCCGAAGGCCCCAAAUCAGCCACUCUGCCCGUCUCUCCCAAGCAGCCAAAGACCAAACUGCAGCACGCGCCACCGGCCCCUCAUCCCUCAAAGUCCAGCAUCGAGCUGGCAUCACCCACGAGGAAGAAGGCAUCUUCCAAGUGGCAGGACCCACUGCAGGAUGAACCAUUAACGGCACGGGGCAUUCCUGCAACAACCGCAACAACCACCCCAACUUCGCCAUGCAUACUCUCCCGAGCGGCGAUCGAAGCCUACGUAACCCAAACCGAAAAGGAAAUGAAGAAGUUGGUUCGCUACGGACAGAAAAUGCGCGAGUACGCGCGCAAGAAGGAUGCGGAAAACCAGGAAUUGAAGGCCAUGAUUGAACAACUUCAAAGGGAGAACGGGAGGUUGAAAAGAGGCGCGGAGUCCGCGACUGAUUGCCAGUUCAGCGCCAACCAUCCUCCGCAGCUACAGGUACAACCGAAAGAUAACGGACAGGACAGGAGGGCCAGUGUUAGGACGGUAGAGACGAGUGCGUCGCCAGCGCUCAGGCACAAACCUCGGGGCUACGUCCGGGAGGAAGUCGAUAGGGUCGAAACAACAGUGCGGAGUCAGACGACAAGGGAUUCAAAGGACCAUAGGCACACUAGCUUGUCGAAUGCUGCCACAGCAGAACAAUCAGGCGGCGUCUGCGAGCCGCCAAAACCUCCCCCCAGUGGCUGGGGCACCAUCGCGAGCGAGCAUCCACCCACGCUCAAGCGAUCAACAUCAACGCCGACACCAAAACGAACAACUUCGUCCUCGGCGAGGCUGCUCGUAUCCCUCCCCAGCAAUUCACCUGCGUCUUCAGAGAUAAAACCAGCAACAACAUGCAUGCGCUCCGCCUCGGCCAGCACCACCCUAGCUGCUAGACCUGCCGCCACAAGGCUCCCGCCGGAGCGCAUCGCAGCAGCACGAGACCGCAUCCGCCGACGCAAUGAAGCAAGGAAAGCAAGUGUUCAAGUUGACGUCGCUGCCUCGACCCCGGGCAAGAAGGGCGAGGGACAUGCUCCGCACAAUGGCCGGGAGCUAGUCCUGGAGCAAGAGAUGGGACAGCAACCGGAGGAACCGAGCGAGGUCGACUGGGCAAAUCUCUGA